AAUUUAUUUCAAAUAUUUCGAGCAAGUAUAUAAUUAUAAUCGUAUUCCACGAGUGGUUCUGAAAUCCCGUAUACGUAGACUCUACACCCACGCCAUGUUGAGUAGCCCUAUCGUCAUACUAUUCGCCACCGGCGCCGUGAUCAGGAGUACAAACGAUGAGAUUAGAAUGUUUCAUAGCACGCGGGAAUCUAUUGCUAAAAUGGGGAUGACAUUUGCUAAUGCAUUUACCGAUCGCAGGUCUAGAAUGUCACCAGUGCAGUUAUACCAAAGAUUUCAGCAAUUCUUGCCGAAAAACAUUUACAUACUUGUCGAAGUUUGGGGGGUGUUCCGGUGAAACGGAGUUCUGCCAAGUGGCGAUGGGCCUCAUACCCGAGCCUGACCAGUUUUCCGGCUAAAUGGGAAAGAGCUUCGCGUGCGCGGACAGAAUUGGGUUUUUUUGCUGGAUUUGUAACAUGGCGCUUUAAUUAACUGUUGGCACGUUACGUACAGAUCACGUGAUGGGUCGCAGGUGCGCCUGGACGGAUACGGGAUCAAAAAUGAAAAACGAGGCUUUAUGGGCGAAUCGGCCCCCCGGGGAUCUAUAGCCUGCGAAGAGAUUCCCUUCCGCCAUAUUAAUCGCCACCUGCGCCAUGAUCCGGCGUACGAACGCGACCCCCAAAACACCUGCAAAUUGCCGGGACGCGGAAACGGCACGCAACUACUGCAGUGUCCCGAUGAGACAGGAUUCUGCCUGUUGGGAAUCUUCCUCGCACCCGACUUUAACCUGAUUACCGAUGAAAAAGCUCACCUGAUGGGUCGGAAUUGCGCCCGGUCGGAUCGAGAUACACAAAUGUUAUGGGAGAAUCGGACGCCCGGUGAUCUGCUUGCCUGUGAUAAGGCAGCCCUCCGAAAGGGACUUUUCCACAGUCAUCCAUGGAUAACAUUCCGCUGUGUGUGCCGGCAUGAUAAUUGCAACAACCAGACGCUGACCGGCAUACUGGCGCAUUAUGUACACCAGGAGACCAUGAGGCUGUUGCGCUAAGCGCGGAGUUUGUUAGCUCCUUCACCGAUCUAGAGCCGCUGCGUGGGGCCGUCCCGAAAGAGUGCUGGUGAGGGUACCGAGCACGCCGUCUGUGUUAACAUUUGAACCAAAAUAAUGACAAUUUUUCUGCUUCUUGCGGCUGUUUCCGCAUGGUUAACUUGUGUAAGCAGCCUAUAUACGCGGUGAAGUAAAUUGAACGAUUAUCCAUUAGAAAGCUUCAAAAAUGCAGUUAUGAUACAGCAGAAAACACA
This is a messenger RNA of Paramacrobiotus metropolitanus, 1272 nucleotides long. RefSeq lists its product as uncharacterized. The transcript is spliced from 4 exons. Lineage: Eukaryota; Metazoa; Tardigrada; Eutardigrada; Parachela; Macrobiotidae. The record is from RefSeq and is a predicted model, not a curated record. Bases 554 to 1021 code for a protein of 155 amino acids.